UCAAAAGUCACGACAUUUAAAAAGAUUAGUUCAAGAAAGAUAUACAUUUAUUUGAAAAAUAUUCAUUUUGGAUAGUGAAAAAAUUGUUAAAAAUUUGAAAAAGGAAAUAUCUUAUCUCAUUGGGGAAAAUAUAAAUACAGCUUUUCUUUACUUUUUGCAAUCAGUUCACUUUGAGCUUUGUUGACAGAAAGUUGACAUUUGAUUUAAAGAAACUAAAAAACCUUAACUUAAAAAAUGAAAGCAGUGAAAAUUUAUUUUCUAUGCUACUUAUUAAAAGUAGUUGUCGCUGUACCCGACUUUGGAAACCUUCCAUCAUUUGAUGAUCUGUUGAGGAAAUCAAUAAUUGACGAUCAAGACAUUUGUUCUAACGUUACAUCAUAUGCUUGCAUUUCACGAGAAAGAAAUGGUGUCAUCUCAAAAAAAAAUUAUUUAAAUAUAGCACAAUCAUUUAUUCGAAAGACUGCAAUCGAUAUUUUGAAACUGCAUUCAGAGUUUGAAAAAAUAUUUACCUUUUUGCCUGAAGAAGUUAGAACAGAAAGCAGUUCUGAUCUUGAUAGGGAAUCAACUUGGUUCAGUGCGUGCAUGGGACAAGAUGAAUCCGCUGAAAAUAGUUUGCAUACUUUGAAGACAACAAUGGAGCAAGCUGGAAGCCUUCAAGAUAUUGAAAAUAAUGAUGAUUCAAUGCCAUGGGAAUCUGUUGCCCAAAUCUAUGCCAAAAAUUUUGGAUUUAGUCCAUUUUUUGAAGUAAUACUUUAUGGCGAUAAUUCAAUAGCGAUUACAAGGCCAAACUCAAUGAAAAUUAAAAGUUACUCUAAGAACGCAUUACAUUCAAUAAUAGAGAAAUUUUUUUCCGAAUUUUCAAAUGGAAUAUUUGCAAGUGUAAUAAGAAACAGUUUGCACGCAGCAGCUAAUGCAUUUUCAAUUCUUUUAAAUGGUCGUACUGUUGAAUUUCAAUUGAUGAAUGCUGAAGAAUUUUCAGAAGUAAUCGAUGAUGCAACUGAUAAUGUUUUCGAUUGGUUUGGACACUUUGAAGAUAUUGGAUUUAAAGUAAAUGCUUAUGAUCACUUUUAUUUUGAUACAGAUUAUUUUGUAAACUUAGGAUCACUUUUAGUUGCACUCAGUAAUAAUUGUGCGAUCGCAAAUUUAAUUCACUUUCUGUAUGCAAUGAAUACGAAGGUUUUCUCUACAUGGUACAAUGGCGAAAGUGCAUUAAUAAACAAAUAUACUGAAGAGGAGUGCUUUAAACAAAUGCCAAUUAAAUCAGGAGUUAUCAGCAAAAUUAUCAGUAAUCAUUUGCCUAGUAAAUUUUCACUCAUUCAAAAAAUACUGGAAAAUAUAAUUGGAGAAUAUAAGAAGGAAAUAGACAAUAGUUGGUUGAACGACGACGAAAAAGAAGUUUUCUUGAAUCCAUUAGAAAAUUUAAAAUUAAAAAUAACUAAUUUAGAGUUGACAUCACCACACAGGAUAGAUAAUUCUUUUCCUGUUGUAAUGAAUGGUUUGAAAAAUAUUAUAAAUUUCGAAAAAAGUCAAAUGAAAUUUAAAUUACACAUAUACAAAAAAGCUCGGAAGGAAAAUAUAAUACAUGUUAAUAGAAAUGAAAAGGAUGGAGAACAUUUAGUUCCUUACGUCAAUUAUAACGUUCAGGAUAAUCUUCUAGAAAUUCCGUUGGAAGAAUUGAUCUUACCAUUAUUCGAUCCUGAAUUAACAAUAGCUUGGAAUUAUGCAUAUUUUGGAGUUGCUAUAAGCAGAGAAUUAUUCAAGUUAAACGAGAUAUUUCAUUCUGUUAAAGCUAAACACUCAGAACCUUUCAACUCCAAAAUGAAUUGCUUUAAAGUGUUACAAUAUUCAGUGAAAGAAAAUGUUAAUUUUUAUGAUCUAAUUAAUUCUUGUGUUGGAUUGAAAAUAGCUUAUAAAGCAUUUAAACAAGAAAUAGAUGUGAUUGAACAUAAACUUCACAGAAUCUUAGGAUUGCAAUAUACAACUCCAGAACAACAAUUCUUCCUCGCUUAUUCUGCUAUUUAUUGUGAAGAGACAAAUCCUCAGACAGUUGGUAUAAGCGCUUCUAAUUUAGGAAGCUUUGGAAAGGCAUUUUAUUGUAAAAUGAACAGUCAAAUGAAUCCAAUGAGAAAAUGUGAUUUCUGGGCUAAACCGAUAAAUUAUGCAAAUGUGUAAUUGUCCUACAACUUAUUUCACAUUAUCUUAAAUUUGUUUUCUAAUUUGUUUUAUUUGGAAUUAUUUAAUCAUUUAUAUUGUUGAAGCAUGAUAAAAAGAGAAAAUAGUAGAAAAUUAAUUAAUUUUCCAAAAAAAAACUCACGUUUCGGUAUCCAAGUUGACCGCGCACCAUCCUCGCAGAGUGUUUCUAAACAAUAAAUAAAUAAAUUUUGUUUAAUAGUG
Molecule: messenger RNA, 2394 nt
Organism: Leptopilina heterotoma
Lineage: Eukaryota; Metazoa; Arthropoda; Insecta; Hymenoptera; Figitidae
Product: membrane metallo-endopeptidase-like 1
Exons: 18
Coding region: 235-2172 (645 amino acids)
Biological process (GO): protein processing
Cellular component (GO): plasma membrane
Molecular function (GO): metalloendopeptidase activity
Source: RefSeq, a predicted model, not a curated record